GUGUUUCGCAAAAUUAAUAAAAACAAAAGUUUUGGCAAAACUCGUUUUUAUAAGAUCCUUUUAUUUAAGAAAUAGAAAUAUGUAUUUUAGUAAUCACAAGCCCGUAAAAAUGACGAAAUCAUCCGCGCAACAACAGAGUUCAUUUUCAAAACAACAGAAGAAAUAUAUUUGCAUAAAUUGUGGGCAUCCAAUAGCGGAACUGUAUAGGCAAUAUACAAAUACCGCGAUCAAAACAAGUCAUUGUGAAAAAUGUCACAAAGUAGCGGACAAGUACAUCGAGUUUGACCCGAUAAUAAUCUUGGUGGAUGCAAUGCUGCUAUCACAGGAGUCUUACCGCCACAUGCUGCAUAACCGGAAUUUUAAGCUAAAUUGGAAAUUGUCCCUUGUGCUGUUAUUGCUCGAAUCGUUUGCACUAUGGAGACAAAAGGGAAUCGUCAGCUUACAAAAAGAUGUGUUGCAACAUGAAAUCAUUAGUGAGAAGGGUUUCUAUAUUUGCUGCUUACAAAAUAUGAUAGAUUACGUUAUUAUCACACUAAUUUUGUUGAUUGUAGCCUGUGUACAGCGUCCAGCACUAAUUUCGUGUACAGGCAUUAACAAAUUCGCUGUAAUUCUACUAAAAGCGAUCACUAUAGCAAAUUUAUCAAAAAUGUUUCUUCUACCACUUAUUGUAUGGCGGGAAAAUACUACAGAUCUGGGCGCUAAUAUACAUCAGUUACUCGUGCUGGGCCAUCAUCUAUUAGCUUUGGUGUAUAUUUAUGCUAUAGUAGGAUCUUUUAAAAAAUUACAAGCUUUUUUGAUCAUAUUACCGGCUUUUGUAGUAAAAGAAUAUAUUAAGAGCAAUAUUUCAGUUUACUUGGAAUACUACUUUUGAAUAAAAUUAGUGUUGAACAAAAAUAGGAAAAUAUUUGUUUUUCGACUACAAUUAAGUAAAAACAUGUACGGCGUACUGCAACUUUUUUUCAAUUUACCAUAUUUCAACUCACCAAUUUCUGGUCAUACAUACAUCAAUAUGCAGGCAACAUCUGUCAUUAUAUGUACGUAUUCUAUAUUUACAUUUAUUCCUAAAAUCUCAUCAACAUUAUAGGUAUAAAAAAGAUUGUAAAACGACAGCCUACCAAUACUGCAAAGCUCGAAAGAAUAAUCACCCUCAUUGCGAGAGUCGUUUCGAAUGCAAGUCGUUUUUCGGGUGUCGAAUCGUAUCGAAAAUGUCACGUCAUUGCCUAAAGUUUCCACUCGACUAGUGUAUUAAACGCAGCACUAUAGAGUUUUCGACGAUUUUCGUGGUUUACUUAUUCCGGCACGACAGUAGACAAUGCCAAUGUUGUCGAGUCGCACAAUUUAGCCUAAUUUACGACUUACGCAAUGAGGCUGAAUAUAUUUAUGAAGUGGAAUUUAUGUUGCGCUAAUCAUUUAAACAGCGCUUAUAAAAAGUCGUUUUUUAAUAAGUAUGUAUUUAAACACUGAUGUUCAUAUAUUCUCUAAAGUUUUUUUCAAACUUUAUUCUAAUUAUUUUCUUACAUGCGCAUUUUACUAGCAUAAAUAUUUAUAUAAUUGUUAUUUUUUUGUUUGAACCGGAAAGGCAGUAAUAUGUUAUUGGCUUGUCUAUAAAAUAAUCUUCAAAAUAAAGAGUUAAAAGCGAAGCCAAUCAAACGCGGAGAACAAUUUUAGACAUCGAAACAACAGCAUUGAAUAUUUGGCUUAAUAAUGCAACAAAUUUAAGGUACCAUCCCCCUAAUAUUCACCCGCUGCAAAAAAACGAAUUGUCAUACAAAAAUUAAAUGUAUUACAUAAAAGUAAUUUAUUUCCUUUUACAUAAUUGCGUAAUUAAAAAUGUUUGUUUAUUUAUAUAUGUAUGUCUAAAGUUUAGACUAAACACAAGAAUGCAUAUAGUAUGUACAUAUGUACAUACAUACUGACAUACGCAAUUGUCUCUUAAGAUUGUUAUUUUUACUGUACUGUAUGAAUGUAUUUAGGGUUUGCUAGUCCUUUUUGAUUUAUUUACUAUGAUUUUAUAUAAUAUUUUCGCUUGGGUGCAGGAAAUCGUAUCUAAUCAUUUAAUACAUACUUAAGCUGUUGGUUAUCUAAGCUUGGUAUAUUUUUUCAACAACGGCUGUGUGCUUUUCUUGCUUAUAUGUAUGUUUAUAUGGAUUCUAUCUGUAUAACUAUUUGCCAUUUUUCUCUGAUGCGCGUAUGUAUUUAGUUUUUGUAUACGCUUAUUAAAUUUUCAUACAUAUAUAUAUAUGUACAUACAUAUGUAUGUAUUGGCUUAAGAUCAUUACUAAUGCUAUAAUUAUUGUAAAAAAAAAACUAAAAAAGGGGAAAUAGCACAGUCGAAUGCGUGGCGCACAAAAGUAAGGAUUAUACACAUUUCGUGAGUGAAUUGCUUGACAAAUUGGUUACACUCUUGUUUAAAAAAUCUGUUAUUUCUGCAUCAGUAAAAAAUUAAAACGAGAUAUUAUUUACAAUUAUUUAAAAAACGGCACAUCAGUAGCAUUGUUAUAAUUUAGCAUGUGAGCUAAGGUAACGGUGCAACGUAAAUUGAUAUUUUUCAAUAUUUAUUCGCCGAUACUAUUUUUGUAUGCCGUGUUUUGAGUUAAAAAGUAUUCAAAUUCGAAAGUAAU
Molecule: messenger RNA, 2621 nt
Organism: Rhagoletis zephyria (snowberry fruit fly)
Lineage: Eukaryota; Metazoa; Arthropoda; Insecta; Diptera; Tephritidae
Gene: Arv1
Product: ACAT-related protein required for viability 1
Biological process (GO): sterol metabolic process; regulation of plasma membrane sterol distribution; sphingolipid metabolic process
Cellular component (GO): Golgi apparatus; cortical endoplasmic reticulum
Source: RefSeq, a predicted model, not a curated record